Messenger RNA from Thlaspi arvense, 735 nucleotides. Lineage: Eukaryota; Viridiplantae; Streptophyta; Magnoliopsida; Brassicales; Brassicaceae. The record is from the annotation of a GenBank genome assembly.
AUGGAAUAUUUAUCAGCUUGCUUAAGCCCAUCAGGGAAGCUGGUUCAGAUAGAACAUGCCCUAACAGCUGUUGGAUCAGGCCAAACAUCAUUGGGAAUCAAAGCUUCAAACGGAGUUGUCAUUGCAACAGAAAAGAAACUUCCCUCUAUUCUGGUUGAUGAAGCGUCGGUUCAAAAGAUUCAGCAUUUGACUCCUAACAUUGGAGUUGUAUACAGUGGUAUGGGCCCCGACUUCCGUGUUCUUGUGCGAAAGAGUAGGAAGCAGGCUGAGCAGUAUCUCCGAUUGUACAAAGAACCCAUUCCCGUUACCCAGCUUGUAAGGGAGACUGCUACGGUGAUGCAAGAGUUCACUCAAUCGGGUGGGGUUAGGCCGUUUGGGGUUUCUCUACUAGUGGCUGGGUAUGAUGACAAGGGACCACAACUAUAUCAGGUGGAUCCCUCUGGCUCUUAUUUCUCAUGGAAAGCUUCGGCAAUGGGAAAGAAUGUUUCGAAUGCAAAGACGUUUCUUGAGAAGAGGUACACAGAAGACAUGGAACUUGAUGACGCCAUUCACACUGCGAUAUUGACAUUGAAGGAAGGCAUUCUUACAAAGCCUAACACAUCCCUUUGCGUAUUUCACAGUUUCGAGGGUGAAAUCUCAAGCAAAAACAUUGAGAUUGGCAAAAUUGGUGCUGACAAAGUGUUUAGGGUGCUCACACCGGCAGAAAUCGACGACUACUUGGCUGAAGUCGAGUAA